AAUGUAAAAACUGGAUUAAAUUACAAGGCAAAACAACUACACCUAAUAAAUUUAAAAAUUAUAUUAAUGAACAAUUAUCUAAACUAAUAUGUUUAAGAACAACAGCUAACUGGUUAAAUAAGCCUGGAUAUUUUUAUCAACCAGUUAUAUAA
Dentiscutata heterogama is the source of this 152-nucleotide messenger RNA. The record is from the annotation of a GenBank genome assembly. Lineage: Eukaryota; Fungi; Glomeromycota; Glomeromycetes; Diversisporales; Gigasporaceae.